Molecule: messenger RNA, 1734 nt
Organism: Eimeria mitis
Lineage: Eukaryota; Apicomplexa; Conoidasida; Eucoccidiorida; Eimeriidae
Exons: 3
Coding region: 1-1734 (577 amino acids)
Source: RefSeq, a predicted model, not a curated record
AUGAACGACCCGUCUGAUGAAAGGCCACUCCCCUCAGGGCCUACUGCUGCCUCUUCUGCUGCUGUGUUACCAGCAGCUUCAUCUGCAGUGGAAGAUGUAGGGGCUGCUGCUGCUGCAGCGGGGAAGUCUCAGCCCGUGCUUGCUGUUGCUGCCCCGUGGGACUCUACGCCAGACGCCGCCGCUUCGACUUGCGUUUCAGGCUCAGAAGGGUCUCUUCCAUCCAGCAGCCAGCAACAGCAUGAUCAGCAGCCUCAUCAUCACCAGCAACAGCAGCAGCAGAAACUCGAGCGAGACGUUCAGUCCCCUGUACACUGUACAGAGGCACGUCCCGAACGGCCUACUGCUUCGGGCUCCGCAGACACUGCAGCUCCGCACAGUGAGCAGCAACAACAGCAGCAGCAGCUGCUGCAUGUGCAGCACCCGAGUGGCCUUGCGCUUCAUGUUGCUACUCUGAAGCGCCCCCAAGGCAACAAGGGCGACGGCAGCGACGCGUGUGGGGCCCCUCCGGCCCCCGUGUCAUCUGAUGCAGUCUCCAGUGUUGCGGCUCAGCAGCUGCAACGUGGGAGCAGCGGCAGCAGCUGCUGCAGCAGCACAUCUAUUGGAGGCGAGCUGAGGGGGCUCAUCAAUGCCCUUUCCUCUGUAGAUGCAGCAGCAGGCAGUGGUGAACUGCAGCAGCUGCUGCAGCAGCUGCUGGCGGAGCGCGACUUGUACAAAGCAGCCUUCGGCGCAGCCAAAGAGGAACUCAAGGACUUGGAGUGCCGGCAGCAGCAGCUGACGCAGGCGCUGCAGCAGUCGGAAGACGAGCGACGACAGGAACGCAUGCAGCAUCAGCUUGCUGCAGCAACAGCUGCAGAGCAACCUGAGGCGGAGGCAGCAGGGCAGCAGGAUCCCGCGCAGCAGUGGAGCAACAGCAGCAGCAACAGCAGCGGCGGCGCCCCACAGCAGCUCGCUGACUCCAACGGCAACCCAGCGAGCAGCACCUGCAGCAGCGCAGAGGGGCCCUACAACUGGCUGCAUCAGCUGCAUGCAUGCAUCGCAUCGGGGACGUAUCCGCGGCCGGAACUGCUGCAGAAGAGUGUUGAGCAGCAGCAGCAACUCAUCAGACUAGCUGAGGGACUGCAGCAAGAGAGAGAAAGCUACGUCGAAGCAGUGGCCUGUCUCCACGCUCAGUUGCGGGAGGCGCGUGAAGACGUUUCCUUAUACAUGUCUGCGCAUGCAACGCAUGCAGCAGACCUGACAGCUGAGUCAGAUGAAGCUCUGAGAGCAGCUGACCUGUGGCUGCAGCACGCCCUGCGUGUUGGAGCCAAGUGCAAGUUCUGGGGUGUGGGGUCUGUGCUGCACAGCCAGGAGGCCGCAGCAGCAAGUGCAGCAGCAGCAGCAAGAGCCCCUACAAUAUCUCGUGUAUGCGGCAGCGAAACACAGUCGGAGGCUUUCUCUGCUGCUGCUGCUGCUGCACUAUCUGCUGCAUCCGAGCCGAUGCCUGGUGUAUCUGUAGCCCUUGCUUCUGCUGCUUCUGUAUUUUGCGUGCAAGAAGAUGACUCUGUAGGAGACGAAGACGGGCAUGCAGGUGCAGUGGGAGUAGGAACAGCUGGCUCUGCAGCAGCAGCAGCAACAGCAGAGCUGGAGCGGCUGUGGUGGGGGCAGACAGGAGAUGCCUUUGUUGAGAGGCAGCAGCUGCUGAAGCUCAACCGGCAGCGACAGCGAAACAACCGCCUUCUUUGGUUCUUAGAGUGA